ACGCCCUCAGAGCCCUCAGCCAAACUCACAGAGUCCUGUCACACCGACAGAACAGGUCACUAAAUGUUUAUUUGUUCUCGUUUUUUGUGUCUCCCUUGAUUAAGUUAAAGAGAGAUUAGUUUUGGGACAGCGGACGCCUCUUCAAGACAUUUCAAGCAUGACUGUGGAUAAUAACGGAUCUUGAAGUGUCAAACUGCGCCUCAAACUUCCAGAAACGACAGACACCAGCUCUCACAGGCCCACGGCUGCAGAAAUCUCCUCGUCCAUCAUGAAGACUGCAGGGGAGCCGGACAGACGGAGACAGAGGAGACAGGUCAGGACGGGACGGUUUUCAUGUGCUUGGUGGUCUACAUCAGUGAUGCUCUUCUUCUCUCUGCCUGAGGGGAACUGCAUGAAGGAAAGUUUGCCAAGAGUUAAACUCGGCUACAAAGAUCUGAUACAUUCUCGAAGUGUAGUACCAUUUACGGGUUCCAGCGAAGGGCAGCAUUUUCAGACAGUGUUAUUGGAUGAGGAGAGAAGCCGAUUACUGCUGGGAGCCAAAGACCACGUCUACCUACUGGACCCAGACAACAUCAAUAAACACCCCAAAAAGUUGAGCUGGCCUGCUUCGAGAGACAGGGUGGAAAUGUGUAUACUGGCUGGUAAAAACCCUCUUACUGAAUGUGCAAAUUUCAUACGAGUUUUGCACAGCUAUAACCGGACCCAUGUUUACGCCUGUGGCACUGGAGCCUUCCAUCCUACAUGUGCCUUCUUAGAAAUUAAAGGUCACAAAGAGGACCGCUGGCUGCAGCUUCACAGCAACACUAUGGAAUCUGGCCGAAUGAAAUGUCCUUUUGAUCCUAAUCAGCCUUUUGCUUCAGUGCUCACAGAUCAGUAUCUGUACGCUGGCACGGCGUCUGAUUUCCUGGGCAAGGACAGCACGUUUACCCGCUCUCUCGGCCCACCUCCACACCAGCAGUACAUUCGCACAGACAUCUCAGAAGACUACUGGAUCAACGAGGGCAAGUUCAUUUCUGCCCAUCCCAUCUCAGACACCUACAAUCCUGACGAUGACAAGAUUUACUUCUUUUUCCGUGAGGCUUCUCGUGAUGGGAGCACUACAGACAAGAGCGUGCUGUCUCGUGUCGCCCGGAUCUGCAGGAACGAUGUUGGAGGUUUGAGAAGUCUUACUAACAAGUGGACAACAUUUCUCAAAGCGAGACUCGUGUGCUCCAUUCCUGGACCAGAUGGAGUGGACACACACUUUGAUGAGCUCCAGGACAUCUUUCUUCUCCCUAGCAGAGAUGAGAAAAACCCUAUGGUGUAUGGAGUGUUCACCACUACCAGUUCCAUCUUUAAAGGAUCAGCAGUGUGCGUCUAUACAAUGGAAGACAUCCGUGCAGCGUUUAAUGGACCGUAUGCUCAUAAAGAGGGACCAGAUCAUCGCUGGGUGGAAUAUGAAGGCAGAAUUCCCUACCCACGUCCAGGCACUUGCCCCAGUCGGACAUAUGAUCCUCAUAUAAAAACAACGAAAGACUUUCCAGAUGAAGUCAUCAGUUUUAUACGAUUGCACCCACUCAUGUACCAGUCUGUGCACCCAAUGACAGGCCGACCAAUUUUCACUCGUAUCAAUACUGAGUACCGGCUUACUCAGAUCAUAGUGGACCGCGUGGCAGCUGAGGAUGGACAGUAUGCUGUUAUGUUCUUGGGCACAGAUAUGGGAUCCGUAUUGAAGGUAGUCAGCAUCACUCAAGAAAACUGGUCCUCAGAAGAGAUCAUCUUAGAGGAGCUUCAGGUGUUCAAGAAUCCUUCACCCAUCCUCAACAUGGAAGUCUCUUCAAAGCAGCAGCAGCUGUUUGUCGGAGGAAGCGACGGGUUGGUGCAGGUGUCACUGCACAGGUGCCAUAUUUAUGGACAGGGCUGUGCUGAAUGCUGUCUAGCAAGAGACCCCUACUGCGCUUGGGACGGCACCCAGUGCUCCAGAUACAUCCCAGCUUCCAAAAGAAGGGCCAGAAGGCAGGACAUCAAACAUGGAGACCCAUCCAGCCAUUGUUGGGACACAGAGGAUGUGUUAGGGAGGAAUGUCGAGGAGAAGGUGUUGUACGGAGUGGAGAGUAACUCCUCUUUUCUUGAGUGCGUUUCGAAAUCCCAGCAGGCCUUGAUCCGCUGGUUUGUACUGAAGCCAGGAGUGGACCACCGUCAAGAGAUUAAACCAGACGAGCGUGUGCUGAUAACCGAUCGAGGUUUGCUGAUUCGCUGGCUCCAACGUGGCGAUGCGGGGUCCUACUUUUGCACGUCUCAGGAGCACAGAUUCACCCGAACCCUCCUCCACGUCUCUCUCCACAUUCUGGACCGCGGACAAAUCAAUGCACAUCAACCUGCUAUACGGGAAUCAUCUGAAAACCCUGCCGUGACUGAACCCCGCCAGCGCUAUAAGGAUUAUUUGCGCAUGUUGAGCGGCCCUGCACGAUCUCUGGAUGAGUACUGUGAAACCAUGUGGCAUAGGGAGAAGAAGCAGAAGCAGAAGGGCAAAUGGAAACACGUUCAAGAGCUCCGCAAAAGCAGAAACCGACGCCACCACUAGAGGUGCUAGUGGUAGAUGUGAGGUUUGAAGGGUGAUCCACUGAAUGUGGAUUAAACAAACUGUAAACCAAAUAUAAAGACUUUAGAAAUUAACCAUCUCAUUAGCAUCUCAUUUUUAGGAGUCCCUCUAAAGUGACCAACUGAUUCUUUGUCAUUUAAAAACAAACUAAACAUUAAGUCAUCUUAAUUGAUUUUAAAGAUGCAUCGUAAUCUUUUGGUUUUGGUAAUGCCCACUUGUGCAAAAUAUGGUAC
Messenger RNA from Danio rerio (zebrafish), 2814 nucleotides. RefSeq names its product sema domain, immunoglobulin domain (Ig), short basic domain, secreted, (semaphorin) 3D (gene sema3d). Gene Ontology annotation, biological process: circulatory system development; axon guidance; tube development. Lineage: Eukaryota; Metazoa; Chordata; Actinopteri; Cypriniformes; Danionidae. The record is from RefSeq and is marked validated. Gene Ontology annotation, cellular component: extracellular region. Gene Ontology annotation, molecular function: semaphorin receptor binding.